UAACUUGAAAGUUUGUCCUUUCCUAGAAUCCUUAUUUUACGCUGGUUGACAAUCUACGUAUAUUUUUAUUAAAUAACUUAGCACGGCAAAAUCUAAAACCCCAUCAUACCAAAUUGCCAAUGUGGCUAUAAAAUUUUAAUUUGAAAUCCAAUCGUGUACGUAUUACUUGUCAACUAAUUUUAAUAUAUUUCAUUGCAUAAUAAUUUCGUUGGGAUCUACUUCCAAUACUUAACUCCAUUGUAACUUCGUGAAAGUGAUAAAACCAAAAAUAAAAUGCGUCACCAAUUUCUUAAUUGCUACCCCUUUUUACUUCACACAGCCGUGAUCUUGUUUAUCAUCAUGGUUGAAGUGAAAGGUGUACCAGUUUCCUUCGUGGAUGACUUUCCCCGGAGGCACCACGUUCCACUUCAUAGAACCACAGACAAUCAUUUCCAAGCAUUUAAGCACCAACGACAGUUUGCAAGUCCAUUCCACAAAUUAAAUCAGCUCCCCCAAUGGCAACAACAGCAGGAGUCAAGUCACCACGAGGACCAUGUAAAUUGGGAACAACGUCAACGUCGCCGAGAAGAAAGGUCUACUAAUUCACAACCAGAGAAAGAUUCUUGGCGGUUUGGGCCCGAAGCAAAUAAUCAAAACUUUGAAGAUUUUUCGGAGCCUCAUAAUCACCAAAGUUUGCACGAUUUUAGACAUGCUCGGCCCUUGAGCCACCGGCAACAAAGAAGUAGGAGAGAUGUUCCAAUAAAAUUUAAUGAUUGGGAGUUUCAUCGGAAUUAUGAAUCUGCGGGUGCGGAACCGAUCGCAAAAUUUAAUCAAAACAAAAAAUAUGAUGACGAUUAUAGCCCAAGAAAUGGGGUCGACUACAACGACAACGGUUAUUGCAAUUCAGUGGAUUGCAGAAGAGAACGAUUGACUAUCAACCAUAUUCGGAGGAUGAGUCCUAAUGCUGCUUUUAUGAGUACUCCUGCUGGCCAAACUCCUAAAUCCAAUAAUGGUGGUGGGAAAAGUAACACCAGAAAUUCAUUACCAUUGCAAAUGGCUAGGUCGUCAGAAGCUCGAGGUUCUGAAUCCCAGGAUCAGCCGCCCAGAAACGACUACGCUGACCAAGAACAGCAACAGCAGGAAUGGGAAUGGGAAAAAUAUCGUUACAAUGAGGAGAAUUUUCACGAAUUUUUUCAACCCGACCACCAGACUACUCAGGGUUAUAAACCUUUCCCUUCCAGGCCAGCCAACACGAUGGGGAAUUUAAAAGAGAGUUUGAGAGAUUUAGACCAGUUUGGUCAUGCCAUGUUCGCUUCUGGAAUGGGUGCAGGAGAAGACUCUUUUCCGGAUCUGAGCGUGGUCAGAUUUAGAAGCAGCAGCAUAGCUUUAGGGGAUAACCUGGAAAUUGUGAGAAUCGAAUUGGAUAUCUCGGAUGGCGAAGAAAAUGAAGAAACCAAAUUGGAAGAUGUGGACGAUCAAUAACGGCUGCAUUUUAUAGUAUAGCGAUAAAAAAAACAUGGUAUAUAUUGUUCGAAAUGUAUUUUUUCGAAAUGAAACUUAUCUUGUAGUUCUAUUUUGUCAUUUACGUAGCCCAUUAAUUAAAAAUUGUCUAGUAAAGAUAAUAGUGUGAAAUUGGAU
Folsomia candida is the source of this 1617-nucleotide messenger RNA. RefSeq lists its product as uncharacterized. Bases 274 to 1461 code for a protein of 395 amino acids. The record is from RefSeq and is a predicted model, not a curated record. The transcript has 3 exons. Lineage: Eukaryota; Metazoa; Arthropoda; Collembola; Entomobryomorpha; Isotomidae.